Molecule: messenger RNA, 2720 nt
Organism: Capra hircus (goat)
Lineage: Eukaryota; Metazoa; Chordata; Mammalia; Artiodactyla; Bovidae
Gene: METTL24
Product: methyltransferase like 24
Exons: 5
Coding region: 91-1191 (366 amino acids)
Source: RefSeq, a predicted model, not a curated record
UUGGCAGCUCUGGCCGGCGGGGCCAUAUCCCUGCUGCGGGCGGGCGCCGGCGGGCGGCGGAGCGGAGCCCCGGGCCGGGCCCAGCCCGCCAUGGCGCGGGAGAGGCUGCCCGGGAGGGGCUGCUGUGCCCUGCGCCGCUGUCUGCUCGCCGCCGCUCUGCUGCUCGGCCUGCGGCUCUGCGCGGAGCUGCAGCGCGCCGGGCCCCAGCCCCCAGCCCUCAGCUCCCCGCCAGGCCAGGCCCCCCGACCGCCCGGGUCGCACCUGCAGCCCGCGCCCGGCCAGCUGCGCGGCGCCAGCCGGAGGCAGGUGACCUACGUGCGCAGCGGGCGCCGAGCGCCGGCGCGGGGCGGCAGGAGUGGGACGCCGGAGCCAGGCUGCUGCGCCCUGCGCGGGCGUCCCCGCCUGAAGGGUCCCCGGUGGCAAAUAGACCUCCAGCCUUGGGCAGGCCCUGCUCGCUCCCUGGAUGAAGAAGCCUUGAGGUUCCUGAGAUACAUCAGCACCAUUCAGAUUGCGUGUGAUCACAUGAGCACAGACAGCCUGGCUACUGACUCCAGCCCUACAGAGAAGCCCUGGCUGGUCUGUCUUGAUGACAGGUUUGGCUUAGUUCAUCAAAUCCGCAACAAGCAGUGCCGCCUCUAUUCGUUAGGCCUAGGAAGUGAUGAUACCCAUUUUGAGGUUGGCAUGGCCAGCAGUGGAUGUGAAGUGCAUCGUUUUGAUCCUAGCGUUAAAUCAGCUCAUGUUCUGGAAAGUGAGCAUCUUUGGUAUCACCGUUUGUCCAUCGACUGGCGGGACCCUCAUCCAGCUGUUGCUGCCCAAAAACCAUAUAGCAACACCAGAAAACUGGGAACCAUUUUGAAUGAAUUUGGGCAUCACAAGAUUGAUGUUCUCAAAGCAGAUCUGGAAAGCGCAGAAUGGAAAGUUUUGGAAAAUCUUAUUCUGGAAGAUGUCCUCGAACAAAUUGGACAGCUCAUCUUUGAGAUCCAUCUCCACUGGCCCGGGUUUGAGGUCAGUGGCAGUGACAGCAGUGUUGUGCGGUUCUGGUACAGCCUCCUCAAAGAGUUAGAACUACAGGAUUUCAGGCUUUUUCACAGUUACAAAGAUUUAUCUAAACCUCAGCUUUUCCUGAAAAAAGAUAUUUUCAAUGCGAGUAGCUGUUAUACUCUGGGUUGGGUGAAUACAAGAUGGAAAUAGGACACAGGAUCUCAUCAAGAACUCAAGGAAAUAUUUGCAGCAGGGAACAUGUCCAUGAUUCUAGUUACUGGUUUACUUGUCUAGUCUCCCACUAGCCUGUGACUUGCUUGAGGCAGAGGUUGUGUUAUUACCUUUGUAGUACAUGUAGCUUGGCACAUGGUAGGGAAACAGUUAAUACAUGUUGAGGGGACAGACAUAGGAGUCAACAGCCAUCUGCCCAAACCCAGGCUCUUUGCCUAUUUGCCUCCAACAGAGUGGAAAUGCUUGUCUUUCCUCACCUCAGUUUGGAAGAUAAUCCCCCAUUUAUCUCAGUUUUCCCUAAAAUUAAUUAUGUAUCUAUAAACCAUGAGUUCACCACCAUGAAAAAGAAAUUAUAUAACAUUUCUAUUUUUAUUGGGUUGAUGAGAUCCUUAAAUAUGUAGCCUGCUGUUUAAAAUAAGGCCUUUCAUUUGCUAUUCACUCACCUCUUUCAAGGAUUUUCUUGUUCACUGUGUCAAUAACAUUCUUUACAGCCUUGUAGAUUUCAAUCAUUCCUCCUCAACCUUUGCUGAGGCCAUGGUUUUUUAAAAAAAAAAACCAAAAACAUUAUCUCUAAGAUUAAAUGAGAUUUUCCUUUCUGCCAAUUGGCAUUCAUUGUAUGCCUGUGGCCUGAGGGCCAGGUGCUCUCUUUUUCCUGGGACAGAUACAGUGUGGUAAUACCAAACACACUGUAUAUAUUUUAUAUAUUUUAAAAAAUUAAGCAGAGAAUGCAUAUUCUCAAUAGUUUGAAUGAUCUCCAUCUUUUCUGUCUAUAAGAAUUAGACAUUUACUUCUAUAAAUGAUUUUCAAAAAUCCUAUUUCAAAUAAAUUAAUUAAAUAGUAUAAAAAUAAAUCAAAUUAUUACCUUUGAUAUAUUAAAUACAUCUUCUGGCAUUUUCUAUAUCCUAAGGAACAGUAAUAUAUACACUGUUUAAGAAAUUUUGGGAGAGCGUAGAGUACUGAUUACUACUAGACCUUAAUUCCUUAUCCCCAUUGCUUUACCUCCUUCUACUCAAAACAUUCCCUGGGUUGGCUUUUUUGCUUUUUGCAGUGGUUCGAAAAUAUCAUUACUCAGGUGAGAAGCCAAAUAUAAUAGAGUUAUAUCAUCUUACUAACUUGACUUCAAAAGGGAAUAAGACUUUCUGAAUUAGCAGUGAUGAUUUGUUUUAAUAUAAAUGAGGCUUUUUAAAUUAAAACUUACAGGACACUAAUAAAAGUCAUUGAUGUGAGAGGGCCAGCUUGAAUAAGUUAGCAGUUUAGUUGCUUUCAACGUCCGUAGGUAUUUCAAAAGUACAAAAAGUCCAUAAAACUCUAAAGUGGUUUAUCUUGUUAGUUUGCAUGGUAUAACCUCCAAAACAAAGUUAACUUUAGUCCUAAUCCUGUUUGGAUUAUAUCAUAGAUUACCUUUCAUUUUUAAUAAAAUUUUAUACAUUAAACACAGUAGAUCUUUUUUAUUAAAACCUUUUAACCCUUAUACACCGAGGUAUGAGGUAUACUCGGAGAAGGCAAUG